UUCAAACACAUGACGACAGGGCGCAACGACCUAGGGAGUCCACCUCACCCAUGAUGCUCUGCUAACCAUGUGUCCCACCCGCGGGUGGUCCCUUUUGGAGAUUUUGAUACCGCUCCAACUAAACCCUAAAUACUGAAACCCUAAAAUCGCAGCCGAGAUCGCCGGAAACACAAUCAGAUCUCUGCUAAUCGCGACGGAUACGACCAUGAGUCCCACCUCCAUCCUUCGUCUCUCCCAAUUCCUCGCCGCGAUCCUCUUCUUCCAUGGAUCCGAGUACGCCCUUGCGGUUUUCUUCCACGGCCGAUCCAACGUCGCCCUCAGCUCGCUUUUGAUCAGUAAGCAGUAUGGGAUCGCCAUGGCUUGCGCUUUGUUGGAGUACUUGUCAGAGGCGGUUCUGUUUCCAGGAUUGAAGGAGCACUGGUGGAUCAGUGGCAUUGGUGUUUUGAUGAUUUCAUUUGGUGAGAUCGUUAGGAAAGCUGCUAUUGUGACGGCUCGUCGAUCCUUCACGCAUAAUAUUAGAGUGUACUAUGAUCAAGAUCAUCAGUUGAUUACUCAUGGAAUUUAUAGAUACAUGCGUCAUCCAAGCUAUUGUGGCUUUUUCAUCUGGGCAAUUGGAACCCAGGUUAUGCUCUGCAACCCUCUCUGCACUAUUGCAUUUGCUGCGGUCACUUGGAGAUUCUUCUCUAGUCGCAUACCUAGAUAUGAAGAGUUUUUCUUGAGGCAAUUUUUUGGGCCCCAGUAUAUUGAAUAUGCACGGCGUGUUCCUUCAGGUCUUCCUUUCAUAAAAUGCAGAUAUGCCUAUUUUCAAGUAAAGAGAAAUUUGUUGGUCUCACUAAAUUACAUAAGCUGGCUCUCCAGAGGACUGCAAAGCACACAGCAAAAGUCUAAUUUAUCCAUGGAGCUAUAACAGAACGGAUGAAAACAACUAGAGAAUAAUCAGAGAUUAAGCUUUAUAUUUGGCGACCUGAGAAUGGAAAUGAGAUGAACUUGAGCAUCUUAAAUUAGGUUUUUAAUCUUCUAUUUCCUCACCAUUGUCAGAGGUUAAUCCACUUUAGUGCUGAAAUUGAUGCUUGAGUCUAGGCCCAGGUCUAAUCUUGCUUAUAUUGGAAAUGUUGCUAUCUGUCAGAAUUUUCUUGUAUAUUCCUAUUAGCCAUCUGUAUUGAGGGCGUUGUUAAUAAUGUUUUUAAAAAUCUACGACGCCUUUGUUCGAAACACAAAACAUGAACCAGUUUGUGAGUAAGAAUUUGUGAUCCAGUCCCCUAUCCCUUUGCCAAAGGGAUAGGACUUGUAAUUGUAAGAGCGGUCAUGGUUUUCUCCUAA
Molecule: messenger RNA, 1320 nt
Organism: Asparagus officinalis (garden asparagus)
Lineage: Eukaryota; Viridiplantae; Streptophyta; Magnoliopsida; Asparagales; Asparagaceae
Product: protein-S-isoprenylcysteine O-methyltransferase A-like
Exons: 5
Coding region: 206-907 (233 amino acids)
Biological process (GO): C-terminal protein methylation
Cellular component (GO): endoplasmic reticulum; membrane
Molecular function (GO): protein C-terminal S-isoprenylcysteine carboxyl O-methyltransferase activity
Source: RefSeq, a predicted model, not a curated record